AUGAAGACUUCUCUCCUCGCCCUCCUGGCCCUCGCCAGUCUCGGCUAUGCUGCUGAACAGGGUGCUCAGGAGGCCCAAGACGCUCAAGCUCAUCAGGCUGACCAAGCUGCCCAAGCCAAGCAAGGCGAACAAGCCAAGCAAGGCGAACAAGCCAAGCAGGGUGGUUAUCCUGGCAUUUCUGGUGGUUAUCCUGGCGGUGCUAGUGGCCCGAGUACGUUCCAAAGUGCAAAGAGCCCGUGUCAAAUCAGCUUACAUUUUCCCACAGGCCAGUCUUACGACCCUUCUGGCAGCGGCGUGUACCAAGGCGUUGGCUACCUGGGAGGUGGCAGCGGAGAUGGCAGCGGAGGUAGCAGCGGCUACCCUCAAUACCAACCUCCUCCUCCAGUUCCUCAAUACCAACCUCCUCCUCCAGUUCCUCAAGGAUAUCCACCUGUAAUUGCACAGCCACCGUGGGGACCAAGACCACCGACGGGACAAACAUACCCACCUGCGGGCUCUCCACUGUGGCCGAUAGGAUCUCCUUUCGCCGGCCAGGGAACAACUCCAUUCUCCAACGAAUGCGGAGUUCAGAACAACGGCAAUCUCGCGUGCCCAGAGAGCAAGUCCUCAGGCAAUGGUAUUGCGGAUGCACUUGACCCUCUUUCUUGUGUCAGAUUGCUGAUAGCUCCCGGCAGGUCUCCUCGGCGGUCUCCUCACUCUCGACCUCCGUAAGCAAUCCCCUCUCCCCUUCCCCAAACUCUCCAUGACCUAUUCCCCCCAAUCUUUCGACUGACUCUUCCCUCCCUCCCCGCAGUCUCGACUUCCUGCAGCGCGGCCGUCACCUGCUGUCAGAACCAGGGAGCCAACACCAACGGCGCCCUCUUGGGACCCCUCAUCAACAUCUGCCAUCUGCUCUAA
Lecanosticta acicola is the source of this 897-nucleotide messenger RNA. Lineage: Eukaryota; Fungi; Ascomycota; Dothideomycetes; Mycosphaerellales; Mycosphaerellaceae. The record is from the annotation of a GenBank genome assembly.